AUCGUCUGUUCACCUUCAGGGUCUGACACCGGGAACAUCGUACGCAAUAAAGUUGGCGAUGAUUAUGUGUCGCAACAAAACCUGUAUACCGGAUGCGGUCAAUGUUACCUGGCCAAACCGCUCUACAUGCCCGGCAACGCAUGUUUCCUGCAGACGGUGGGCUCUCCACAAGUGCCAUCGUGCUGCGAGUAUGUGUACACCUUAUUAUGCGGAGACAAGAAGUUCAUCAACUACAACCCGAAGAAAUGCGACAAGUUCUAUAAAUCUCCUACGGAAACGUGUUGAAUGUGAAACAACCACGCUGUUGCACUACAUCAAGUUUUCUCAUGUAUAGCAUGUGUGCCUACCAUGUAUUAAAUGAGCCCUCCAAAGUAAAAUAUCUUGAUGACGUGUCAAACCGGGAAUGGAGCAUUGACUGGAGGUAGACAACCAGAAGUCAUGUAUAGACGGCAUGUGGACAACCGGAAGUCGGGUUUAGACUGGAAGUGGACAACCGGAAGUUGGGUUUAAACCGGAAGUGGUUACCCUGAAGUCAAGUAUGGACUGGAAAAGCGUCCAUGUGGAGAAGAAGGUCAUCGUCUGUUCACCUUCAGGGUCUGACACCGGGAACAUCGUACGCAAUAAAGUUGGCGAUGAUUAUGUGUCGCAACAAAACCUGUAUACCGGAUGCGGUCAAUGUUACCUGGCCAAACCGCUCUACAUGCCCGGCAACGCAUGUUUCCUGCAGACGGUGGGCUCUCCACAAGUGCCAUCGUGCUGCGAGUAUGUGUACACCUUAUUAUGCGGAGACAAGAAGUUCAUCAACUACAACCCGAAGAAAUGCGACAAGUUCUAUAAAUCUCCUACGGAAACGUGUUGAAUGUGAAACAACCACGCUGUUGCACUACAUCAAGUUUUCUCAUGUAUAGCAUGUGUGCCUACCAUGUAUUAAAUGAGCCCUCCAAAGUAAAAUAUCUUGAUGACGUGUCAAACCGGGAAUGGAGCAUUGACUGGAGGUAGACAACCAGAAGUCAUGUAUAGACGGCAUGUGGACAACCGGAAGUCGGGUUUAGACUGGAAGUGGACAACCGGAAGUUGGGUUUAAACCGGAAGUGGUUACCCUGAAGUCAAGUAUGGACUGGAAAAGGUGGUUAAUGCUAACGCACUUCUCUCGCAUUUACCGCUAAAUCGCCAGUGAUUUUUUUACACAAUUUUCUUGUUUAGUACUU
Ornithodoros turicata is the source of this 1208-nucleotide messenger RNA. RefSeq lists its product as uncharacterized. The record is from RefSeq and is a predicted model, not a curated record. The transcript is spliced from 8 exons. The coding region runs from base 539 to 859 and encodes 106 amino acids. Lineage: Eukaryota; Metazoa; Arthropoda; Arachnida; Ixodida; Argasidae.